Molecule: messenger RNA, 327 nt
Organism: Rotaria sp. Silwood2
Lineage: Eukaryota; Metazoa; Rotifera; Eurotatoria; Philodinida; Philodinidae
Source: the annotation of a GenBank genome assembly
AUGACGAAAAAUUUUCUUCGAAAAUCUCAAAUAAAUUUUUAUUUUAAUCGUUAUUUACAUGGAAAAUCUCGUCUUGAAAAUGGUCCUAAUUUAGAAUAUUUUCUUAAACAAAAUAAUAAAUCAAAUGAUUAUCAUGGAAAUUUAGUAUUAGGUAAAGGUGAACAACGUCUUCGAAUUCCACCAUGGUUAAAAACUGAAAUACCUAUUGGAGAAAACUUUACAAAAUUAAAAAAGACAAUAUCAAAAUUAAAUUUAAAUACAGUUUGUGUUGAAGCUAAAUGUCCGAAUAUUGGUGAGAAUAUAUAUAUAUAUAUAUUUUUCAAUUAA